Molecule: messenger RNA, 1041 nt
Organism: Microtus oregoni (creeping vole)
Lineage: Eukaryota; Metazoa; Chordata; Mammalia; Rodentia; Cricetidae
Gene: Frg1
Product: FSHD region gene 1
Exons: 9
Coding region: 159-935 (258 amino acids)
Cellular component (GO): nucleolus; striated muscle dense body; catalytic step 2 spliceosome
Molecular function (GO): actin filament binding
Source: RefSeq, a predicted model, not a curated record
GUUUUUUUUUUUUUUAUAGUGUUGAGUUGAAGAAGGCGGGGGAUUCCUGAGGGACGCGCUCAUCUCCCACCGUUUACUGCCGCUCUCCGUCCUUCUCCACUUCCUCCUCCCGGCCUUGAGGAACUCUGCCGGGAGCUGCCGGCUCUGCGCGCCGAACCAUGGCCGAAUACUCGUAUGUGAAGUCCACCAAACUCGUGCUCAAGGGAACUAAGGCCAAGAGUAAAAAGAAGAAGAGCAAAGAUAAGAAGAGAAAACGAGAAGAAGAUGAGGAAACCCAACUUGAUAUUGUGGGAAUCUGGUGGACUGUAUCCAACUUUGGGGAGAUUUCAGGAACCAUUGCCAUUGAGAUGGAUAAAGGAGCCUAUAUCCAUGCCCUGGACAAUGGCCUUUUUACACUGGGAGCGCCGCACAGAGAAGUUGAUGAGGGCCCCAGUCCCCCAGAGCAGUUUACCGCUGUCAAACUGUCUGAUUCCAGGAUUGCACUGAAAUCUGGCUAUGGAAAAUAUCUUGGUAUAAAUUCAGAUGGACUUGUUGUUGGGCGGUCGGAUGCAAUCGGGCCAAGAGAACAAUGGGAACCAGUGUUUCAAGAUGGGAAAAUGGCUUUAUUGGCCUCAAAUAGCUGCUUUAUUAGAUGUAAUGAGGCAGGUGAUAUAGAAGCAAAGAAUAAAACAGCAGGAGAAGAAGAAAUGAUAAAGAUUAGAUCCUGUGCUGAAAGGGAAACCAAAAAGAAAGACGACAUCCCAGAAGAGGACAAAGGAAAUGUGAAGCAGUGUGAAAUCAACUAUGUAAAGAAAUUUCAGAGCUUCCAAGACCACAAACUCAAAAUAAGCAAAGAAGAUAGUAAAAUUCUUAAAAAGGCUCGGAAAGAUGGGUUUUUGCAUGAGACUCUUCUGGACAGGAGAGCCAAAUUGAAAGCUGACCGAUACUGCAAGUGACAGAGACGUUUUUGUGUUGCUUUGAUUUUUUGUUUUUUUUGGGGGGGGGGUAUUUGUUUUUAUCCUGAAUAAAAAUAUUCAUUGUAACUCUGCUUUUACAGAUUUC